AAAUGGUUUUUUGUACAAAUUACUCAAUAUUGUUGUGUGGAACCACUUGACACUUAUUUUUUUAAGUAAAUCCAACAAUUCAUUUUUUGAGUGCAGGGCUAAGAUUAUCACAAAUAAACACAAGAUUUUGACGCAUAUCCAAGGGUUUGUGUGGAGUUUACACUGCAUGGCAGGGAGGCGCGGACGCGAACACUUGCAUUUUCCUAUCAACAGUGGAAAAAACUUUUUAAAUAGGCUACUCUAUCAUUUCUGGUCAUAAAGAAAAUAAUAAUACAUUAUUUGCAACUACUUUUAUUUGUGUAAACUCAACAAGAAAACGUUGUGCUUUUAUAAAAUAAAAUAACAAUCAGGCGCGGUUUCAUGAUCUCCGUGAACUGAAGCGCGAGAACUGAAACAAAAUAGCCUAUGUAGGCUAAAGCUUGAAAUGUCCACUUUAAAACAAACAAAUUCGAAUCGAAAUGUAAUACCUUCUGAUUACGUAAUCCGUAUUUUUCUCUAAAGGCGCAUCCGCUUAACAGCGGAGAUGGAGAUAUGUUUUUAGCCGACCCUGAUUUAGAAAACAAUAGUUUAUUAAUAAACAAUUAAAUUAAAAUGCCUCGUUAUUUUUUCAGACACAUUUAUUAUCAUUAGCCUAUAACUAUAAAUCCCCUUUCUGUAGGCUGUGGUUCCAGAGACAUAUAGCCUAUGGCUCUUCUCAUUCAGCACUGCGGUAAAAAUAUCAUUUCCAGGUUAUAAUUUGGCCUUAGAACACCAGUAAAAUAUUAAAUUUUUUCCAUAAUAAUUUGUGAAUAUUUUAAAUGUUUAAUAAAGGGGCAAAAAGCCAUAAAAAUCUGGAAAAUCGUCGACAGGCUAUUUAUUUUUUUGCGCAGCAUUCGGUGUAGCCUAGUUCAAUUUAAAAUGGUGUUCAACUUUGCGUUUUAAAAAUAGGCCUACAACAACCGUGAAUUUGUUGACUAAAUUUAAGAAUCUGACAUAAGAGGACAGAUAGCUAUAACAAUGAAUUUAAAAAUGGUUUUCUCUUUCUCUUGGUUUUGAUCUCUCAACCAAGUGAGCACAUCCUGCAUUAUAUUGUAUUAUAAUGACGAUGUAAUAGGCCUAUUAGCUACCGUUAUACUUUGACUAAAGGCAUGUUGCAUAUUACUUGUUCUAGGAACCUCAAAGCAUAUUUAAAUUUUUGUGUAAUUUGUGCUUCUCCAUACAUCAUACAUCUAUGAUGUUUGUAGCAUAAGUAGGGCCCAAACAUAAACUCAAGCCCCCAGCCCCCUAAGUCCUGCCCCCUAAAUCCGAUAUGUGCAUACAGGCCUUAAAUAACAAAUAGACAUUAUAAAAAAAGAUAUUAUUCAUAAGAAUUAAAGUUAAUAAAAACAUCUAAAACAAAGAAUAAAUGUAUUACUUAAAUUUGUAUGACAACUGUCAAUGCGUGAACAUGUUUACAUUUAGGCUAUUUCAAUAGAUUUUUUCAGUCAGUAAAGCCAAAUAAUUGGGUGACAAAUAGCAUGCAUAUAGACUUAAUUUUACAGGCUAAAAAAUACAGUGUUGGGAAAACUCUUAUUUUGAAAAACAAUGACCAAUCAGAUUUAGCACCACCCACAGGACCCAAUCGGAAUAUCAAGUGUUUUUUCUGAUUUCGGUGCAAGAACGGAAAACCAAAAAUCAAGUCAUAAUUUCGUUUUUUCGUUUUUCUAAAAAACGAAAAAACAAAAAAAGUUGUUUUCUCGUUUUUUUUCGUUUUCCUAUAUGAAACCAAAAACAAAUGAACGAACGAUACCUGGACCCUCAUAAUAUUGAAAAUGCUGUAACUAAUUUUUAUCAGAAAAGCAAGCUUACUGUAUGAGGGAUUUUGGCAUGGCAGUAAAAAAGAGCGCUCCCUUUAUAAUCAAUAAAAAGCUGUCAUCAUCAUGAUCUCACAAAGUUCUGUUAUAAUCAAUGAAUCUCUUAUUUACAGAACUGUUUGUUAUAAGGAGAGGAUUUUUGAGUGUUUUUGUUCAGUCCUAACUCAAACACCUCUGAUUGGCUGUUACAUUUUGAAGAAAUCAAAAUAUGUUUGUGAUUGGCUACAUUGCUCAAUGCUGCAAAACACGUUGUAAAUAGAAACCUUUGACGUUCUCCAGCGCGCAAACACAGAUAUGCUCUGGAUCAUUUGCCAAAUCUGUUUCACCAGUAUGUUAUUAUUACAGAGAAAACUGAUCCUAGACCAGCAGUUAUGGGCAGAUUUUCCCUCUGAAUCAAUCAGAAGCAGCAGCAGUGUCUGUCUCUGUCACUUCUUCCAUCUGAUCAUGACUGUAAGGUUUCGCUCCUCUGUUCCUGUUAGGUCACUGAUGGUCAGUGAUGUCUCUGCUGGUGUUCUCCGUGCCUCUGCUCCUGGUUGUGGCCGUGAUGAAGGCUCUUUCCCGCUCACCGCUGUCGGCCCUGUGCCGUCAGGUGUAUUCUGGCAUACUGAAGCUUUCGCACAGGAAGGUCUGUGUCAGCUCCACUCACGCCUUUGUCUUCUCCAACUGCACCCACGGACAGGCUCAGAGUGUUCUGCUGACCUUUGACCUGUAUUCCACCACACACGCCUCCUCCAACAUCGGCCCUCAGAAAGGAGCGUUUCUGGAUGAGAUCGUGGCGCGUGAAGCUCCGCUGAGGGUCUUGGAGUUGGGGACACACUGUGGCUACGCUUCAGUCAGGAUUCUGCGUCUGCUCCCUCCGUCUGGAAAACUGCUGACUGUAGAGCUGGAUCCUCUGACAGCAGAUCGAGGGGAGGAGAUCAUACUAGUGGCAGGCUUCAAAAACCAGCAGUUUCAGGUGCUGACAUGCUCCUCGGCUGAGGCCAUCUCUUCUUUACGCUCUCACACUGGGAAUGAUGGUCUGGAUCUGGUUCUAAUGGAUCAUGACCCUGAGCUUUACCUUCAAGACCUGCUGGCCUUACAGAGAGGGAAUCUGCUCUCUUCCUCCUGUGUUGUGUUGAUCAACAGAGCUCUGACGCCUGGAGCUCGAGACCUUCUGGAGCACGUGACAGCCAGACCGCAGAGCUUCAGCGUGGGCAGACAACUCCAUGGACUGAUGGAGAUACGCUGCCAUACAGGAAUGAGUCCUAAACCCCAGAACUGAGUUCACAUUAUAGCACUUCUGGUUCCAUCGACACAAAGUCAGUGGGUUUUUGGUUAAAUCCCUGAAAUAAUGUGUGGUUAACACAAGUUCAAGAUAUUUUCAGGUUUUAAUCUACGUUAAACAUGUCAAACAGGAAAACUCUACUCAUUUACAUUCAUAUGCUUGUUUAAUUUUGUCUUCAGAUAAGAUCUUGCAGUUGUCUUUACUUUAUUAGUAUGGUGUUUACUGAGGUUAGUCUUUAAAUAUCACUUCGUACAUUAAGCCACGUUAAGAGCUUUUUCAUGUUAAGUGUUUUAGAAAGUCACAUUCCACCUGUACGAAACACAUUUACACAUUAAAGUUCCCGUUCUUCGUGAUCCCAUGUUUCAAACUUUAGUUA
Molecule: messenger RNA, 3472 nt
Organism: Megalobrama amblycephala (Wuchang bream)
Lineage: Eukaryota; Metazoa; Chordata; Actinopteri; Cypriniformes; Xenocyprididae
Product: transmembrane O-methyltransferase homolog
Exons: 3
Coding region: 2329-3093 (254 amino acids)
Biological process (GO): developmental process; catecholamine catabolic process; dopamine metabolic process
Molecular function (GO): catechol O-methyltransferase activity
Source: RefSeq, a predicted model, not a curated record